CGUCUCUACUGCAAAAGGACUUCAGUUCCCAGCAGUCUCCAAGGCAGCGUACCCGUGACGUCACAGAAGGUAUAAAACGCUAUCGAGUAGCGUUUCAUUCUCUAUUGUUACGUUAUAACGAACUGGAGUAAUGCGCAGCAGUGCUGGUCCUCUGGCAAAAAAAGGAACGACUUAUUGUUUUAAAACUACACCUUUCGUGCUGGCUAAAGAUUUUAAUGUUUGCUUUUAUUUUAAUUACACCGGUUGUUAAAACGCCCAUUUAAAAAAGAAAAUGGACUCGAACCGGCCUGUUCUCGGUUUGAUCUAUUUUAACACAGCUAGCUGUUUGCUAAAGACAUCUUCUUCGUCGGUUGUUUACUGCAUGUUCUCGUAAAGUAUUACCUUUUUAUUUGAGCUGACCGAGAUUAUUGUCUGACGUUCUUUUCCAUGUUAAAAAGCUCCUCACCAUUUAAGUCAUAGCUUUCCAUUCCUGUAUCACAAACUAAGUAAAAUACAAACUAAACAAAACCAAGUGCUGCAUUAUGUUCGCUUUGUUCAUAGACUAAUAUGCCUACAUGUUGCUGCAUAGAGAACCGUGGCUCAGCAAACCGGUCUUUCUCUUCUGACAAGACCACUUUCUCUGGUUAUAAGUCGCCUUUGUCUCUCAUCUGCUAACCCUGUGGACCACCGGUGAAUUUUGCUAAUACCGACGGCCCGGACAACAAUUUGACUAUCUGGAAGGCUUUCUGUUUGUAAUUCAAGUUACAGAUGUGCACACUGAUGCCACACCAAAUUUCAUCCUAUAAGACUCGGUGGUCUGGCCUUAUCUCCACCUCCAAUUGAUGACCAUGCGCCAACCACUUCAGACUUCUCAGAACCUUGUCCUGGACCUGCCUUUCAGGUUUUGUGCAAACUCAUUCAACCAUUCCUAUGUUACAGCUGUCUGAGUAAACCAAGCUCCACCCUACUAAGAUUGAUUGAACAUCAAGUUUCCAUGGAGACGGUAUCAGGUCUUGGCCUAAAGCGCAGAUUUGAGGAGGUGGACAGCGGCUCACCAUGCUCGAUGCUCAAAGUAUCAGAUGAUGAUGUCUCAAGCAGUGACAGUGUGGAUAGCUGUGAUAGUCUCAAUGCCCCCUCCAGCUCCCUCACACCCACUUCCAUUCUUAGACGACAGAAAACCUCUCUGGGCCAUAAACGGGUACGUUUUGAUGCUGUGACAGUUUACUAUUUCUCCAGAAGGCAAGGCUUCACUAGUGUCCCUAGCCAAGGUGGAAGCUCAUUGGGUAUGGCACGGCAUCACUGUGCCAUACGUCAGUACACACUGGGGGAGUUCGCCCGAGAACAGGAAAGCAGCCACCGCAACAUCCUACGCCAGCACCUGCGCCAAGAGAAGCUGAAUGCUCGCAAGAUGAAGUUAACACGGAAUGGCACAGUGCAUUGUGCCCAAGCAGACCUUCUGACACUGGAUGACGUGUCUGAUGAGGAUCUGAAUGUGGAGGGUGUCGAGGUGGAUGAUUGUUUCUUCCUACAGCCACUGCCUACCAAGAGGCGACGGGCACUAUUGCGUGCAUCCGGUAUUGCUCGCAUUGAUGCCAGAGAGAAAAUGGAGCUCCGUGCCAUCCGGCUGUCACGUGAGGAAUGUGGCUGUGACUGCCGCUUCUACUGUGACCCACACCAGUGUGGCUGCAGCAGAGCAGGCAUCAAAUGCCAGGUGGAUCGCAUGUCAUUCCCAUGUGGCUGUUCUAGAGAUGGCUGCCAUAAUGCAGCAGGGCGAAUUGAGUUCAACCCCGUCCGUGUUCGCACUCACUUCUUACACACAAUUAUGAAGCUAGACAGGGAGAAAAGACAUCUGCUAGGCUCUAGAUUUGGAGAAGACUUUAAGAAAGAAACUGAGCUGACCACUCUUCCUUCAUGUGGUCGCUCUUCCAUGGACUUGGGAGUAGAGGUGAAAUCAGAGGCCUUGAAUGAGCAGGAGAUACUAGAAGAACAAUGCCAUAGCCUGGAGCAUGAGAAUGAAACUGCUGUGCUCCACCUGCAGAGUGCUGAGGAGCAGGAAAGGAGAAGGGAGCGGGAAGAGGAGGAGGCACACAGAGAGGAGGUGCAGAGUCCAAAAUUGUGCCUUUUGCAUGAGGAGUUGAGCAGCCAGGAGGAAGCUGGGAGUAUGGUUGCAGUAGACCAAAUGUUCUUUCAGGACACUUUUCAAGGAGGAGCAACACUGCUAUGCAUAAAAAAAAACCAGGAGGAUGCUCUUAGUCUGAAUGAGCCAUCUUCUGUCUUCUAUUAUCAGAUAGACCAUGUGGAGAAUGCAGCAUUUAAGAUUCAUCACAAGCAAGAGGAGGAGUCCAGAAAAGGUAAAGAGCCACAAGGUGGACAAGAAGAAGGAGAGGCCAGGGGCAAAUGCCACAAUACCCAAACCUGCAUGCAGGAUCAUGCUGAGAGCUCCACGUUUGAGCAACCUUCUCCUUCAUGUCCAGAAAGUAUUAAAGGGGCUGAAGAAGGCCACUCUAUCUCUGAACAUGGCCACAGUAGCACAGAUUUUCAAGAGACUUACCCACUGAUAGAAGAUGAGGAAAUAAAACUUCCUUCAGAGGUUUAGAGCCUGGCAACACUGCAGAUAUUUUGCACUAAGACUUGUGUAGUGAAGAUCAAGACAGCCAAUUCUUAGAUUGAGAGAGAUUAACACUUACUGACAUUGGUUUGUUUUUAGAAAUAAGCAUGCACUCUUUUUGAGGUAAUUUAAAUUUUAUUGAAAAAAAAAUAGAAUAAUAAAUUAUUAUUAUAUAAUAUAUGAAGCAAAGAGGGAAGACUUGGUGGAACUGGAGGGAUUGUAUAUUUCUUCUGCUGCAGUAUCAAUUUAGUAUGUGUGGUACUGGUGGAAACUGUGGCCUUUAUGCCUAAGAGCAAACAGGAUGACCCAGGUAGGUCUUUGCUGAUGCCUUGAUUUUUUCCAGUGAAUUUAACCAAUGAUCCAUUCAGACUAUUAACCAUAAAACAGUAGCUUGAAAAUGCUCCAUGGGUGUUUUUGGGAUGUCGGUAAUAAAGCUGAACAAGGGCCCCUGAUGGAUGCGAUCUCCACAUUACAUAAAUUCUUGUUUUUUAUUUUUACAGUUUGCUAUAUGCAAAUAAAGUCUUGUGUACAUUAACCACAUUAGAGUUAAUCGGCAUGGUAAAUGAUUGUGCAAUUAUUUUGCACAUGUAUUACAUUAUAUAGUCAAAUGUUGUUGGACACCUGUUGCAACAGAUGAUAUACAGAAACAUUUGACUAUAUAAUGAGCCUAGCCCAACAAGUUUCCAGCAUGAUCAUUCCCUAUGAGAGUGCCAGGUCCAUUAAGACAUGGUUUGCCGAGGUUGAAGUGGAAGACCUCAAGAGGCUUACACAGAUCCCUAAAGUCAACCCCACAGAACACAUUUGGGAUGAAAUUGAAAUGCCAGUUGCACCCAGGCUUUCCUGCCUGACAUCAGAACUUGUCCUCUUUUGGCUUAUUAGACAAAUACCAGUUUUUUAAGGGAAGAGUGAUUAUGAAAUGGGACAUUCAAAAAGCACAUAUGGAUGCGAUGGUCAGGCACCCACAAACUUUGUGCAUAUGAACAUAUAGUAGCAAAGGUAUGAACUGGUGUCAGAUGAGCACCACCUGUUUAAGAAACUUCUUUUUGGUGAAACAGAUUACAUUUUACCACUGUUAAAAAUAUGUGUAUGGAAAAUAAAUGAAGUAAGAAAUAGCAAAAAUAGCACUGUUAUUUCAUAUAUGUAAAUUACAUGUAAUUAAUUUAUAUUGUUAAUAUCAUUGCUAAAAUACAGACUUCAUUUGACUUUCAGCUGUGAUACUUCCAGGGCACUGCCUCCUUCUUGGUGAAAACUCUCCUGUUAAGUAAUUUCUUUAUCCUGAAUAUGGUUACAGUGGUUCAGGAGAGUGACUUUUGACACUCUAAAGUAAAUAAUCAUAGCUACAGGCUGUGGAUGGAUUGCCAGUUAUGAUGAGGUGUGUGUACAUUUAUAGUGUCAAACAUAAUGAUUUAGUAUAGAAUAGCCCACAAUGUUUUUACAAAGUCAUGAUGACUAUAAUUUCAGUCAAUCAUUAUCAUAUAAUAUUUUUCGUUAACGAAAUUUCAUUAAUUUAUUUGCACUUAUGGUCUGCAAAGGUAUGUGGAUAAUGAAGUUUUUCUUCUUUGUAUAUGCUAAUUGUGUGUUCACUCCUCUGGUAAAAACCCAGAAAUCUAGGAUGACCAGCAGUUAAUAUGGAAACUUGGAAAUGCUGCGACUAGUCAUAAUAGUUUGGACGCCAUUAGAUGGGCAAAUGUGGUGUAGCACUAUAGCACUAUUUCUGACUGUGCCAAUAAUAUACCAUAAAUCUGCAGCCCUUUUUAGUGCUUUAAACAGAGGAUUUUACACCUGGGAAAAAAAUUAUUUUCUUUUAUCACAUAUAUUAAUUCCUUUUCCUUACCCCUUCCAAUGUUGUAGGAAUUUAUUGACAAUGUCAGCGAAAAAAAAAUCUGUAAAAUUUUAUUUGUAUUGUGCUUUUAAAAAUUGAUGUGUAAAGAAGAUUUUUAUACAGUAUCCUGUUUUUUUUAGCACCCAUUAAACAUAGUUUAGCUGGUAAUAUAAGAAGUAAAAAUAUGUGUCUGUAAAUACUAUAUGUAGAGGAAGAAUGGGUGUGUAUUUGAAUGUUUUAGCAUAUAUUCAUAUGUGUAUUGAAAGUUAGGUUUGAAUGAUGGGGUGUCCUGUUCAAAAAGGUGCUCUUUGUGGUAGGUUUACAUAUUAGUACAAAUGCUCUGUAAAGAAUAACAUAACAAUAAUAAUAAUAAUAAUAAUAAUAAUAAUAAUAAUAAUCCCUUGGUCACAGAGAUAAUCAUAUUUGCUGGUAAAGCUACAAUACAUUUUAGGUAGCACUACAAACCUUUUGUCCACAGGAGAAUUGUCAGAUUUCUCAGUGUAUGUAUUCAGCUUUAGUUAUACAUAUAGCUAGGCACUGAUAAUAGUGGGUCUUUAUUUUAAUUUACCACUCAGUAUUGAAUAACUUGGUUGAAGAUCAUGACCUUUGUGAGCACAUAGAGCUGCUUCUUCAUCUCACAGCAGCUUCACGACACUAUUUUGAGCCAGUCGUUACAUUUAAGGCAAAACCUGCAAUAAUAAACAUUUUGCAAAUGACUAAUCAUAAGAGUAAAUAUAUUUGAUUUGUACUGUCAUGGUGUGACUGAAAAUUAAACUGAAUCUGUAACUGUA
Tachysurus fulvidraco (yellow catfish) is the source of this 5200-nucleotide messenger RNA. It is a transcript of the gene csrnp2, whose product is annotated as cysteine-serine-rich nuclear protein 2. The record is from RefSeq and is a predicted model, not a curated record. Gene Ontology annotation, cellular component: nucleus. The transcript is spliced from 6 exons. Gene Ontology annotation, molecular function: sequence-specific DNA binding; DNA-binding transcription factor activity, RNA polymerase II-specific. NCBI's taxonomy places the organism in Eukaryota, Metazoa, Chordata, Actinopteri, Siluriformes, Bagridae. The coding region runs from base 974 to 2575 and encodes 533 amino acids. Gene Ontology annotation, biological process: regulation of transcription by RNA polymerase II.